UCAGGAAGCCGGCCCGCCCGGGCCUGGAAGUGGGCUUCCUUCAUUCUUAAUAGCAACGGUCCCAUGAUUAAAAGCAAAGAGUACAAUCGCCCCAAAUACCUUGUCCCAGAACCAAAGAGGAUUCCAAACAGGGCCCUCGAACGCAAGGGGAUCAUCAGCCAGCGCCUUGCUCGGCUGCCACUUCUGCAUGUACAUAAGUACGCGCAAAAUCUGCGCAAGUUUGGUCACAAUCGUCCACACGAAUAUGAUGGGCAUGGCGAGGAAGUAGACCAGUAUGCCGGCGAUACAGAGGGCUACGUGGCUCUGAAACGUUAGGGCUUGCCUAGGGACUCCGAUGUUGCGCAGUUUGCUGCCGUUGAGGAAAAUGACGGAGAAGAAUAUGCUGCAGACGAAGAAGAAGAUGAACAGGGCGAUGAUGACGGGGAGCCAGUCGGAUUGGAAGGAGCUUUGGCUGAUGUCGAAAGAUGUCAUCGCUUCGUUAGGGCAGGGGGUUCGCGUUGGAGCGAGGCCUGGAUGGUUGGUGGUGCCGCUGUCUGGGACUGUGCUGUUUGUUGGCGUGGUGUCGUUGAGUCGUCGGACGACGGUGGUGAAGGUGGUAUGGUGGAAAGGCAGCUUGCUAUGUUUAUCCUGGCGAGGGAACAGUGGUGAACAUGUUUCGGAGAAUGGUUAUAGCUUGGUAAUUCUACCACGCCGACUUCAAAGUCAAUUUGCAAGAGCCUUCUGCCCCAAGAAAUUUAGCAUUAUACCUCAUAAGCAGUCCCCAUCUAAUAGUGCCUCUGUCAUCUUAGUCGUUACUGAUGUUAGCUUUACU
Pseudomassariella vexata is the source of this 811-nucleotide messenger RNA. RefSeq lists its product as uncharacterized. The annotation marks the transcript as partial. The record is from RefSeq and is a predicted model, not a curated record. Lineage: Eukaryota; Fungi; Ascomycota; Sordariomycetes; Amphisphaeriales; Pseudomassariaceae. The transcript has a single exon.